This is a messenger RNA of Coregonus sp. 'balchen', 2868 nucleotides long. The record is from the annotation of a GenBank genome assembly. Lineage: Eukaryota; Metazoa; Chordata; Actinopteri; Salmoniformes; Salmonidae.
AUGGUCAGAGACACUCUGGCAGGAACCACAGUGGAACCAUCACAGAACCACACGGCACUCUCACAGAACCAGGAGGGAACCCAGCAGCUUCCGGGGGAAACCCUAGAAAACCUAGAACAACAGAACCGAGUUCUAGAGCAACAGAACCAACUGCUAAAACUCGAGAACCUAGACCUCCUGGGUCAACAGAAUGAACUCUUAGAACAAGAGACUCCGGUCCAGACCAGCACAGACAACCAGACCAGACCUCCAGACCAGACCAGUUGUGGCGGUCCUCUCCAUCCCUGGUGGCCUCAACAGAGCAGCUUUAGAGCGGCUAUACCUCUCCCCUGGCCAAGCCCCGGAUCCUGCCUUCUCCCCAUCCCUCUCCCCUGCCUCAGACCCGACCCCAUCCCAGACCCCUGGGCCACACACCUCCGGACCUUCUCCAGCCAGCAGGAGUAUGUUCUAGUCCUACGCACACAUCGUCAGCUGCUUCACAGUGGCUACUACUGGGGCCCUAUGGGGAUGGAAGAGGCCCACAACACGCUGCUACUCACACCGCCUGGGAGCUUCCUCAUCAGGUAUACACCACACGCUGCUACUCACACCGCCUGGGAGCUUCCUCAUCAGGUAUACACCACACGCUGCUACUCACACCGCCUGGGAGCUUCCUCAUCAGGUAUACACCAUACACUGCUACUCACACCGCCUGGGAGCUUCCUCAUCAGGUAUACACCACACGCUGCUACUCACACCGCCUGGGAGCUUCCUCAUCAGGUAUUCACCACACGCUGCUACUCACACCGCCUGGGAGCUUCCUCAUCAAGGUAUACACCCACACGCUGCUACUCACACCGGCCUGGGAGCUUCCUCAUCAGGUAUACACCACACGCUGCUACUCACACCGCCUGGGAGCUUCCUCAUCAGGUAUACACCACACGCUGCUACUCACACCGCCUGGGAGCUUCCUCAUCAGGUAUACACCACACGCUGCUAUUCACACCGCUGGGAGCUUCCUCAUCAGGUAUCACCCACACGCUGCUACUCACACGCCUGGGAGCUUCCUCAUCAGGUAUCACCAAAACACGUUUACUCACACCGCCUGGGAGCUUCCUAUCAGGUAUACACCACACCUGCUACUCACACGCCGGGGGAGCUUCCUCAUGGGGUAUACACCACACGCUGCUACUCACACCGCCUGGGAGCUUCCUCAUCAGGUAUCACCACACCUGUACUCACACCGCCUGGGAGCUUCCUAAUCAGGUAUACACCACACGCGCUACUCACCCGCCUGGGAGCUCCUCAUCAGGUAUACACCAACGCUGCUACUCACACCGCCUGGGAGUUCCUCAUCAGGUAUACACCACGCCGCUCUAUCACACCGCCUGGGAGCUUCCUCAUCGGGUAACCCCCACAGCCUGCUACUCCACCGCCUGGGAGCUUCCUCAUCAGGUAUACACCACACGCUGCUACUCAAAACCCCGGGAGUUCCUAAACAGGUUUUACACCACACCUGCUACUCACACCGCCCUGGGAGCUUCCUCAUCAGGUAUACACCACACGCUGCUACUCACACCCCCCUGGGAGCUUCCUAAAUCAGGAUACCCACACACUGCCUACUCACACCGCCUGGGAGCUUCCCAUCAGGUAUACACCACACCUGUACUCACACCCCCUGGGAGCUUCCUCAUCAGGUAUACCCACACCUGCUACUCACACCGCCGGGAGCUUCCUCAUCAGGUAUACCCCCACACGCUGCUAUCACACCCCCUGGAGCUUCCCAUCAGGUAUAACACCACACGUCUACUCACACCGCCUGGGGAGCUUCCUCAUCAAGUAUAACCAAAACGCUGCUACUCACACCGCCUGGGAGCUUCCUCAUCAGGUAUUCACCACACGCUGCUACUCACACCGCCUGGGAGCUUCCUCAUCAGGUAUACACCACACGCUGCUACUCACACCGCCUGGGAGCUUCCUCAUCAGGUAUACACCACACCGCUGCUACUUAACACCGCCUGGGAGCUUCCCUCAUCAGGUAUACACCACACGCCGUACUCACACCCGCUGGUAGCUUCCUCAUCAGGGAUUACACCACACGCUGCUACUCACACCGCCUGGGAGCUUCCUCAUCAAGUAUACACCACACGCUGCUACUCACACCGCCUGGGAGCUUCCUCAUCAGGUAUUCACCACACGCUGCUACUCACACCGCCUGGGAGCUUCCUCAUCAGGUAUACACCACACGCUGCUACUCCACCACCGCCUGGGAGGUUACUCAUCAGGUAUACACCACACGCUGCUAAUCACACCGCCUGGAGCUUCCCUCAGCGGUAUACACCCCACACGCUGCUACCACACACCGCCUGGGAGCUUCCUCAUCAGGUAUUCACCACACGCUGCUACUCACACCGCCUGGGAACUUCCUCAUCAGGUACACACACACACACACACACACACACACACACUGCUCCUCAUCAGGAAACAAACAAACACACACCCCCUCCCUGUCGUGCCGUCCUGUGUAACGUUGUGUUGCCAUGUGGUUGUGUGGUUGUCAGGGACAGUCGUCAGCUGGACGUCUUCUUCACCCUCAGUUACCACGGCGACCAGGGGCCCACCAGCGUCCGCGUCCUCCUAACCAAUCAGAGUUUCCGCCUCAACGGCAGUAUCAAGGCCUUUGAUUCGCUGUUUGCCUUGCUGCGGUCCUACAUGGAGUCAUCCCAUAGGCGGCUGCGGAGGGCGUGGCGUAGGGAGCGACCAAUGACCUUACAGCAGCUGUGUAGGGGGCGAGUCAUUGAGAUGUACGGAGCGGGGGGGAUAGAUUCACUACCUGGGAUUAACCAGGUGGUCGCACAGUAUCUACGGGACUAUCCUUAUACUAUAUAG